Fonticula alba is the source of this 840-nucleotide messenger RNA. RefSeq lists its product as hypothetical. NCBI's taxonomy places the organism in Eukaryota, Rotosphaerida, Fonticulaceae. The transcript has 4 exons. The record is from RefSeq and is a predicted model, not a curated record. Bases 1 to 840 code for a protein of 279 amino acids.
AUGUACGAUGCGGUGUGCUUCCCCUUCGGGGCGGCCUUGUCGGUGGCCAAGUUCCUGAUCAGCGCCUUUGUCCUGGUGUACCUCUUCGCCACGUACAAUUGGCUUGGCCGGCUGAUCGCCGCAUCACUGCCCACAAGCGGGCGCGGUGGCUCGGCAUCCGGCUUCACCGACAACAUGCGGUCCAUCGGUCGGAAGCGGCGCCUGAUCAAUGAGCUCAUCUCCGUGUCGGUUGUGCAUUUGAUUUUGCCGAUCUUCAUCACCGUCUGUCGAAUUGGCCUGGUUCCCUGGUUCGCCGGCCAUGCCAUUGAAGUGGUGCAAGAGCUGCUCUUCUUUGGUGUGACGCUUUUCACGGAGACCAGUCGGCGUGUACGGGAAAUGUCGGCGGCCCUUCGGUCCGAGGAUGGCUCGGGCGAUGGUGCUGAUGAACGCCAGCCGCGCCUGACGCCGGAGCAAAUCCACGCCAGUGCGGUGGCUGCGGUGGCUGCGCUGGAGCAACAGCGCCAGGCAACCGCGCCAGCGCCACCCGGGGCCGCCUCUGAGGCUCCCCCCUCCGGGCCGAGUGUCGACCAUGCCGCUGAAGAUGCGGCGGAUGACAUUGCCGGCGCGGAGGCUGACACUAUCUUGGCCCAUGGGCUGCGCCAGCUGCUGGGCGAAUCUGCCGCCGAAAUGCCCGGCCCCGCCCCGACCGAGCCGAUGGCCACAAGCCCCACCGCUGCCAUGGAUCUGGUGUUCGCCGGUGGUUCGGACGCCGGGCGGCCGCAGCUCCAGCCGUAUGAGCUCUCAAGUGACUCGGCAUCGACGUCCUUCUCAUCGAGUCACACCCUGCUCUCGGACACCUAG